Colletotrichum truncatum is the source of this 1500-nucleotide messenger RNA. The record is from RefSeq and is a predicted model, not a curated record. Lineage: Eukaryota; Fungi; Ascomycota; Sordariomycetes; Glomerellales; Glomerellaceae.
AUGGCCUUCGUUGUGCUACUCGUCGCAGUUAUCGCCGGCAUCUUGGCGAGAGAGUUAUGGCUCUGGUAUCGCCUCUCACAUGUUCCAGGGCCAUUCUGGCAUGCUAUCACGGGCUUUUCCAUGGCGCGUGCCGCGCUAAAUGGAUCGGUUCAUGAGUAUUACAUGGAGCUGCAUGAGAAAUACGGACCCUUGGUUCGUAUAGGUCCAAAUACAGUCAUGUUUAGUGAUCCGGAGACGCUGAAAAAGAUCGCCGCUGCUCGGAGCAAAUACACCAAAGGCGAGUGGUAUGCGGUUGGAAGGACCACGCCUGGCGAGGAUCAUUUGUUUUCCAUGCGCGAUGAGGGAAAGCGCAAGUAUCUGAAGAGCAAGAUGGGACCAGGUGAGCAGUAUUCUGGCCUUGAAAAUGGCGGAUUCGAAGCAGGUAUCGACAAACAUGUCGCGUCAUUCAUCGAUUUGAUCGAGAGAAAAUACGUAUCUACGGCAAAGGAGUUCAGACCCAUGGAUAUGGCCAGCAAAUCGACAUACUUUGCUCUUGAUGUAAUCAGCGAGUUGGGUUUCGGCCACGCUUACGGCUUUCUCAAAGAAGAUAGGGACUUGUACCAAUAUGUGAGCACCAAAGAUGCGUUCUUCCCUGUCAUGAUAACCAUGGGAAAUGUGCCCUGGUUGGCGAAGCUCAUGCACAGCUGGCCUCUCAACCUGGGCCUACCAAAGUCUGGGGAUUCUGCUGGGUUUGGAGCGCUUAUGGGGUUUGCAAAGACUUUUGUUGAUGGAAGGUUGGCUCCUGAUACCAAGCCCGGGCGGGACAUGAUUCAGUCCUUUAUCAACGCGGGGCUGAGUAGAGAGGAACUGACACAAGAGGUCUAUGUGGAGACAAUAGCAGGAUCAGACACCACGGCGACCGCAAUCCGAAUGAUUCUCUUGUCAUUACUUUCGAACCCCUCGGCAUUUGCAGCACUCCGAGCAGAAAUUGAUGCGGGCAUCGCGAACGGAAUGCUCAGUUCUCCGGUCAAAGACGCUGAGGCCAGGUCCAUGCCAUAUCUCCAGGCUGUAAUUCGCGAAGGACUCCGGCUCUAUCCGCCAUCCACUGGCAUUGUCAGCAAAGAAGUGCCGGCUGGCGGAGACACGAUUCACGGGUACCGCUUACCUGCCGGAACCCAGCUCGGAGAGAAUGUUUGCAGUAUCGGCCGGACGAAGAGCGUUUUUGGGCCCGAUGCGCAUCUUUUUAGACCUGAACGAUGGCUUGAAGCCGCUAAUGAUGAUGAGAAGUUCAAAGUAAUGUUGAGCACGGCGGAUUUGGUUUUCGGGUUUGGCAAGUUCUACUGUAUGGGAAGGAACAUUGCGUUGAUUGAGCUGAACAAGAUUUUCGUCGAGCUUCUCCGGAGAUACGACUUUGCUACUGCAAAGCCCGAGAAGCCCUUGAAGUUGUGGAGUGCGGGUUUCUGGAUCACGCAUGACUUUUGGUUAAGGAUCUCAAGACGAACUGGCAGGAGGCAAUACUAA